AUGGAGAAAGUGUUGGAUAUAGACAGCAUUUUUGGCGAUAUGAGUUUUAUGGCUCAUUCCCGCGAUGGUGAAGAGACAACGCAAAUAUCCAGGACAAAACGGGAAUUAAGUUUAAGUUCACGGUUAGCGACUAUCUUCGCCGACGACAACACAACAGUCCCAAGUACCACAUUACCUGGAGCGGCCCACAAGUUGGGAACGAAGAAAAACUCUGGAGUGACCCCGUCAGAAACGAUUUUCGCGAGUGCCGUAUACCUUUACUUAUCACAAAAUGGUCAAUAUAUUUCCAAAGGUCGAGUUGGUGCGGCGAUCGUUCGAAGUAAUUCAUUGAUUUUCCUUGUCUUCUAUAAUUCUAACAAGGAGAAUCUCUUAUGUGUUCCUCUUGGUGAUGGAAGCAUUCACAAAAUCGACAAACAAGAAAAGUACUGCACAGUGAGAACAGCCUUGAAAACGUUCGGCUUUGUUUGUCUCAAUGAUGAUGACGAGGCAAAACUGUUAGCUUUAUUGAUGAUAUUGUGUUCGAUUAAAUCCAUGGUUCUCGAAGUGGGUACUGGUGAUGAAGUGGAAAUAGGUUGUAGCACAACAACCUUCCAAACAUCGUGUGUCAGUGAAGAGCGAUUCGUGGAUGUUAAGCUUACUUGGAUUGAAAAGAUCAGGAAGGCGCUUGACUUUACUGGAUGA
Messenger RNA from Angiostrongylus costaricensis, 681 nucleotides. NCBI's taxonomy places the organism in Eukaryota, Metazoa, Nematoda, Chromadorea, Rhabditida, Metastrongylidae. The record is from the annotation of a GenBank genome assembly.